Asparagus officinalis (garden asparagus) is the source of this 962-nucleotide messenger RNA. Its product is annotated as putative E3 ubiquitin-protein ligase LIN-1. Lineage: Eukaryota; Viridiplantae; Streptophyta; Magnoliopsida; Asparagales; Asparagaceae. The record is from RefSeq and is a predicted model, not a curated record. Bases 204 to 767 code for a protein of 187 amino acids. The transcript has 3 exons.
CGCAGAUGCAGAUAAAAGUUUAUACAUUUUAUACAAAUAGCUGAUCAAUUUUGAAAUUUUCAGAAUUAUAACAAUAACUAUUGCAGGUAGAACCACGACAGUAUGGCAUAUACAGAGAAGAAGCUGUGGACAGCAUUGUACUGGCUCUUGAUCUCUGUUUAUCUGAUACGAAAUAUAUACCUAAUUGUCGGAAAGCACUUCUCAUGUUGGGGGGUUAUUUCUCCUUUUCUGGUGAAACACUGACAGAAACUUGGUUGCUUAAGCAAGCAGGAUUCUGUGAUGAUUUUGGGACAACAUCUAUCAGUUACGAUGAGGAUGUUGAUGAAAUUAUACUGGAGGAAGAAAAUGAAGAGGAGUCGAGGGAGAAAGAAGAGUGGUUGAAAAAUGUAGCUUUAGUCCUACUAUGUAGCGGAAAGGGAUCAUUUCUAGAGACCCUAUCCAAGUGUUUAGAUUCACAAAACACAGAGCUGUUAAAAGUGUGCCUAACAACAAUUGCUUGGAUGAGCCAUGCACUUGCGUCUCUCUCCCUUUCUGAUUUGCAGCUCUCCGUAUUUUUGUCUCUUAUUCCCAGGAUGAAAGAAAUCUUGGAGAAAAGUGAGCAGAUUGAACAUCGUAUUUUGGCAUCUUUAUCGUUGCUCAAUUUCAGUAAAAUUUCAGAAUGUAGAAUCCUACUCGUGUCUUUUGCUGAGGAGAUCCACAAUCCUCUAAAACAUCUAGUGGAGAUGACUUCGAUAGCAAAGCAUUUAUAUGCUACUGUAUUUGGAUAACACCAGAACCUGAUAGAAAAGAUAGCCCUUAUUAUUUCUGUGAAUGUAGAGUUGUUUCCCAAGAUUUCUGUCUUUUUUUUUGUUUAGUUCAGCAAUUCUCCUUUCAAUUUGAUCUUUAGCUCUUUCAAUGUGAAUAUGUACAAGGUAGCAGUCAGUUAUCAUUGUAUUGGAACAAAGAAAUUCAAUGAUUAUGUU